This is a messenger RNA of Penicillium odoratum, 2508 nucleotides long. RefSeq lists its product as uncharacterized. The record is from RefSeq and is a predicted model, not a curated record. Lineage: Eukaryota; Fungi; Ascomycota; Eurotiomycetes; Eurotiales; Aspergillaceae. The transcript has a single exon. Bases 1 to 2508 code for a protein of 835 amino acids.
AUGGGUCAAUCUCGGUCCUGGUCCAGGUCUCUGAUCCUGUUCGCACUCUUUCAAAGAGGACUGGGCGGCAUCAUCAACAAAAUCCCACCGAAGACUCCGGCUGCCUCUACGUCUCUAACUACUCUCACCUCAAUCGUCUCUGAGACUGUUACAAGCACGAUCACCAGUAUCAUUCCAGUCACUACUACCCAGGCUACAUGUACCCCUGGGACUGCUCUUACCGUUUUAAAUCCCGUCAAUACUGUGUGGUUUAGUAAAAAUUACUACUGGCAGGAGCAGACUUCGUCCGUCUCACUUGCCGGCACCGAAUAUGUGAUUUAUCCUGCCGGAGGCCCCGAACUGUGUGCUAUAGAGUGCAAUGUCAUGAGGGAUUGUGUAGGCAUCAACUACAAUGGUCUUGUUCAUGUAUGCACGAUGUUGAAUACCGUCACGGCAACGUUUGCCGUCAGCAGCACGAGCUUUGCAGUGAUUGAAAAAUUCACCACCAACCCGUGUCUUACUACUCAAGUCGAAUCUUCUACUCAGCUAUCAACUGCAACAACGGUGGUUGAAUAUACGACGACCGUCAUCUCGACUGUUACUAUUUCCACCAGCAGCGCGUCUUCAUACGCCGUUGCUACAAGCACAGUGCCCUCUUCCACUGCCACGACCCCUACUGCUUCAACAUGCGUCGUUUCCGCAAUUCCAACGAGUACCACCUGUGUUGAUGGAUACUAUCGAGAUGAUAGCUACUAUUAUCAAGUCAUCUGCGAGGAUACUGAUUCAGGCUAUGCGGGAUUUGCCAUCCCCAAUUCUCCCCAGGAUGACAUAUGGGCCUGUAUCCAGGUCUGUACGGAGUACGCAGAUCUGUGUGUUGGAACCUUUUGGUAUGAAGGAAUGUGCUACUCUCCAAGCUCGUAUCUCAAUUAUCAUUACGAUUAUGAUCCCAAUGAUCCGUAUGACAAUGUGAUUCAAUACAUUGCUAUGCGGUUAGAUGGCAAUCCUUGCUCAGCAUCGAGCACCAGCGCCGUCCCAACCUCUUCAGCUAUCGCCUCUUCCGCAGCUGCUGCAUCAACCCCUUCUCUCACGUCCACCAAGGUUGUGUCUUCUUUCACCAUCGUGACACCAAGCUCUGUCGCUGUAGCAUCCUCAGCUUCAUUGUUGCAAAGUUCAUCCGCUCCUCUUACCAGAAGCUCUCCCAGUCCAACACCGUCUCGUUCUGUUCCGUCUUCCUCCAUUUCAUUCUCGACAGUGGCUGUAUCUGUCCCCGAACACAGUUCGUCUGUGCCUGCGUCUGUACACUCAGCUUCUGUGCGCGUAUCCUCUAUUCCUAUGCACUCAUCUUCCGUACACUCGUCAUCUGUGCCCGCCUCUGCACCUGCGUCCUCUGCACCUGAGUCUUCUGCACCCGUGUCAUCUUCGCCUGCUCAGUCCUCCACCUCAACUACAGAUACCAUUGCGUUCGAGACUGGGCAGACUUCCAUGCAAACCACUGCACCUGCUCCGUCUCAGUUCACCACGUCAACAGUCUUCAGUACUGAAGUAUACACUGUGACUGCCUGUCCUCCGUCGGUUACAGACUGUCCCGCAUCAGCAAAGACCACUUAUUACACUACCAAAACCGUUGCUGCCUACACCACUAUCUGCCCUAUCACCGCCGCAGAGUCUGAGACUGGUGCCGCACCCACAAGCUUAAUUGGAACCACCGGACACCCUGAAAGCUUCACUACAUCUACAAUUUACACCACCCAAGUAUAUCCUACCGAAGUAUGCCCCUCGUCAAUGAAAAACUGUGCCGAAUCACAAAAGACUACAUCACUGGUUACUGAUAUCGUGACUGUCUACACCACCAUCUGUCCUAUCACCGCUGAUAAGUCCGAGAUUGGGGCUGCACCCACAAGCUUGAUCAAACCGACUGGACAACCUGAAAGCUUCACUACCUCUACAGUUUACACCACCCAGUUGUAUCCUACUACUGUCUGCCCCUCAUCAAUCGCUAAUUGCGCUAAAUCCCAAAAGAUUACAUCAGUGGCCACUGAGACUGUAGUAGCAUAUGUGACAGUCUGCCCUGUUUCCGACGCGGAGACUGCCUCGGCUGCUUUCACUGAGGCCCUUUCUCCCGGCCAAGAAUCUACCGCCACCCUUACAACUGUUACUUAUAUCACAAAGCCCAUCACUAUGACUACAGAUUAUAAGACGGUUCAUGGCACAUCAACUUUCGAGACAACAGCAACCUACCUCAGCAGCAUGAUCAUCCCAGUGACCACGACAGUUGUUGUCGUGGAUACCGAAACAAUCAGCGCUUCGAAGGAAACUCCCAACUCUCAAACCAGUGGAUCUGGCGCUGGCGCUGAAUCCUACUAUUCCUCAGUGACGAUCCCUUCCACAACCGCCGCAUCAUCUUCGGCAUUCGUUUAUUCAGCUACUGGGGCCGUUCAGAAUGGCUCAUCCGCGACUUUCAGCUCCUCAUCUGGCACAUCUGCUACUACUUCCCUAUACACUGGUAGUGCAUCCAAGACGACUAUUUGA